Messenger RNA from Papaver somniferum (opium poppy), 2220 nucleotides. Its product is annotated as GDP-mannose transporter GONST2-like. The coding region runs from base 535 to 1725 and encodes 396 amino acids. The transcript is spliced from 10 exons. Gene Ontology annotation, molecular function: antiporter activity; GDP-mannose transmembrane transporter activity. Gene Ontology annotation, cellular component: Golgi apparatus. NCBI's taxonomy places the organism in Eukaryota, Viridiplantae, Streptophyta, Magnoliopsida, Ranunculales, Papaveraceae. The record is from RefSeq and is a predicted model, not a curated record.
AAUGGAGCUCUUCCGUCAUUGCUGGGCAGUGAUUCUCUUUCUCUCACACUUGCUUCCCGUCAUCUCAGGCUUUUUGUUUCUUCAACAUAAUCAGGAAUCAAUCUCUUCUAUGCCCAUUAAUAAUGCUAGGUUUUAUGAAUCUCCUUCUUCUUCGUCGUCUCGUCUCGAACUCUGUUCUCGUACUCCUCCAGAUCUACUCUUUCGCGUUACCUUUCCCCUUUGCGUUAUUGUUAAAACACCUCUCUCUUCACGUCUUCCGCAUGCCACCUCUCUCUCUCUCCCUGUCUAAUUAACAUUUUCUUUUCGAACCCUAAAUUUCAUUUUCUAUUUGCCAAUGAAAUCAAUGUGUAAUUGCUGAACUUAUCAUUCGAAUCUAUGCAUUGGUGUUCUUCUUCUGCUUCUCAUUUGGAAACCAUUUUCAGUUAAAUAUUUCUUCGCUGAUUGAACGUCUCUUUUUGUUCCCAAUUUGGUUUUAAUUUCUCCGUGCUCUACACAGGGUUUAGUGUUCAAACCUUGAACUUGAGGUGUUGUGUCAUGUCUUCUGAUUUUACAUUGGAUCAAUCUAUUAGCCAUGAUCCUGAGGACCCAGAGUAUAGCUCUAGGAAUGGAAAACCAACCUUGAAGAGAAGAGAUAGUCUAGUCUUCAAGAUUCUUGAUGGCUUUUUAGAGCAAAGAAACCGGUCGUUUAUCAACAUUGCAACGAAUGCUGUGAGAAGAGUUACAAGCAAAAGGUUCUCAGGCGAAACUCGAGAAGGUCACCCCGAUGACAGCAGUCUUCCAAUAAACGGCGACGAAAGGCGGGAACAUGGAUCCGAAAAAAAAUCUGGCCCUCUCUUAUCUGGAACAGCCUACUGCAUUUCAUCUUGCAGCAUGAUCUUACUGAACAAAGUUGUUCUUUCAAGCUAUGGAUUUGAUGCAGGAAUAUCUCUUAUGUUUUACCAGAAUCUUGUCAGUGUUAUUGUGGUUAUGGCAUUGAAACUCUUUGGACUGGUAUCUACUGAAAAACUCACGUGGAAACUGAUCAAAGUUUGGAUUCCGGUUAAUAUAAUAUUUAUUGGAAUGCUUGUGACGGGCAUGUAUAGUUUGAAGUACAUAAACAUUGCAAUGGUGACAAUCUUGAAGAAUCUGACAAAUAUUUUAACGGCGAUUGGAGAAUUAUACAUUUUCAAGAAGCGGCAAAACCGGAAAGUGUGGACUGCCAUGCUUAUGAUGAUAAUAUCUGCUCUAACCAGUGGAAUUACCGAUCUCUCUUUCGACGCUGUGGGUUAUACAUGGCAAAUUUUUAAUUGUAUUCUCACUGCAAGCUACUCGCUUACCCUACGACGGGUCAUGGACACCGCAAAGCAAACAACAAGGUCUGGAUCUCUUAAUGAAGUUACCAUGGUGCUGCUUAACAACGCACUCUCGUUACCUUUGGCGAUCUUCUUAAUCAUUAUCUUCAAUGAAUGGGAAUAUGUAUAUACUGUUGAUGUAGUCAGGUUACCAAUGUUUUGGGUUGUGGCGACGGCAAGUGGAUUGCUUGGACUAUCCAUCAGUUUCACCUCUAUGUGGUUUUUGAAUCAAACCGGUCCAACCACUUACAGCCUGGUCGGGUCCUUAAACAAGAUUCCAAUUUCCAUUGCCGGAUUACUUCUGUUCAAUGUUACACUCAGCCUAUCCAACCUUUUCAGCAUACUAUUUGGACUAUUCGCUGGAGUAUUAUUUGCCAGGGCCAAAAUGUCAUGAUCUCGCACUUCGAUUAUUAAAAGAAUGAGCAGCCAGUAACCUUGGUGGUUCUCGGGAAUAUUGUUCAAGCUCAACCACUUACUAACACGCUACAGAAAAUACACACCAUACAACAAAAGCUACAGACACUAAUAACGUGGGCGGGGAAUAAAUAGAAUUUCUUAUUUCUCCCCACAAGGAUCACAAACCAUUAGCUUUGCAGCUGCACAUGGAGUAUCCUGAAGCGAGAAUACAAGCGCCCGUUCGGGUGAUAUAGUAGUACAUCCACCAAAUUUACCAUGGUUCUUAGCAGACUUUAUUCUUUGAUUUGUUUAUCAUACUUUACAUAAUUGUAACACCGAAUGUUACUUUAUUUUGCAUCCUUAUUAUUUUGAAGUUUUUCUGCAGAAAUUUUGGGCGGAAGGUAUAAGAAUAGUUUUUCCGGUUGGUCAGGUCUGGUAGAGACUCCUGAAGACGCUUCUUUUUGGCUGUCAAAAACUGUUUUCCCAUUUAUGA